This is a messenger RNA of Bactrocera oleae (olive fruit fly), 1691 nucleotides long. Lineage: Eukaryota; Metazoa; Arthropoda; Insecta; Diptera; Tephritidae. The record is from RefSeq and is a predicted model, not a curated record.
CUCUUCUUUAUGUUUACUUUGUUGUUGCACUAAUUGCGUUUAUCAGCAUCUGUAGUAGAAUUCCGAGAUUUACUUUGAAAAUUUUUUGUAUUAUUUAACAAAAUUAUCGGUGAUAAACGAAAACUUACGUUGACAAAGUGAGUAUUGGUCUUUUCAAAGUCUAAUUAGAACAUUGUUUUAUAACCAGAAUCCUAAAGUUCAGGAGCUCGACAAUAGAACGUCAACAAGAUGGAUAUAAGCGACAGCUUUGAUCAUCAACAGCAACAACCGCAACAAUCUGAUAAUCUACAACAGCAACAUCAACAUCAACAGUUGCAAAUGCAAUGUGAACCUACUUUUCAAGCACAAAUGAUCAAUCCUGCAGCCACGCCCAUGCCGGUGCCAUUUGCUGCACCAGCUACAAAUGGAUUUGAAUCCACAACGAUAAAUCCAUCAUCCUCGCCUCCUUUCUUGUCUUCUGGCCAAGCCAUUCCUUUACCGCCACCACCGCAAAUGAAAUCACCUCUAAUACCCCAACUGCAACAACAACCGCAAGGCUUAGAGCAACAACAUUACUUAUUACAGCAACAGCAACGUUUAGGUAAUGAAGUCGAUAUUGACUCAUUACUACUCCAACAAUUUAGCUGUUUAGGUACAACUGAUCAUGAGGAUUUGGUUAGACAAUUCCAAAGCCUCAUGAAUAAUCAAGUAGAUCAAGAUGCGGCAAAAUUUUAUUUGGAAAUGAGUAAUUGGAAUUUACAAACAGCUGUCGGUUGCUAUUUGGAUAUUCAUACUUUUCAAACGCUGCCUUCGAUGAAAAUUCUUAACCAAUCACGACCAAGUGAACAUCAACAGGCGUUUAGACUACAAAACGAUGGUACCAUCGACUGGCCAAACGGAUGCUACUUAACAGCACCUAGUCAAAAGCGGCGCAUUGAAGUGCCUGCUUUAAAGCCAGGAGAAACUUGUGAUAUUUUAGCUGAUAUUCCUCCAACUCAACCGGCGAUUAUGUGGAGAUUAUGCACACCUAAUGGUUGGAAUGUAGGAGAACCCAUUUGGAUGGUUCCGCCAGGCAUGGCAGAUUCACAGGCUGAACUCAGUGACCGCAUGUCACAGUUAUUGAUGUCGACAGAUGCGUCCAAUAGCGAAAGUUGUCCACAAGUGAAUGUUGUGAUAUCAGUAAAUAUGGAAUGAAAAAAAAUAUAUUGAGCGAAUGCAGCGUGCGGGAGAGUGUUUAUUUAAAUAAUAUCUAUACAAUUUGUUUGUUUUACAUUUUUAAACGAAAUUCUUUGUAAUGGUCGUUAAUUUUUUCUUUUUUCCUAAUUCGCAUGCAUAUGCAUACAUAUAAAUGCGUAUACUUACAUUUCUUUUACUAUUUGUGUUUCAAAAAAUCUAAAAAAAAUGCAUUGGUACUAAUAAAUUUAGAAAUGGUUUAACAAUUUUAUUAUACCAUAGAAGAGUAAGAACAAUAUUGUACCCUUUAAACAUACAUAUUAACAAAUAGGUAUAUUUUAUACAUAUAUUGGCGUUCAUCUAUUUACGUCUGUAUAUAUAUGUAAAAUAUGUUUUUUUUUUGCUUGUGUAUAUGCAAUUGUACGAGUACCUACAUAAGUAAAUGCAAACAAAUUAUUUUACACGCUCAAUAGGUAUAAGUAUGCUUAUUUAGUUUGAAAUAUAAUAAAAAGUGAAGUUCAUGGAGCUAAGAAAAAGUA